This is a messenger RNA of Suillus plorans, 621 nucleotides long. RefSeq lists its product as uncharacterized. The record is from RefSeq and is a predicted model, not a curated record. NCBI's taxonomy places the organism in Eukaryota, Fungi, Basidiomycota, Agaricomycetes, Boletales, Suillaceae. The transcript is spliced from 11 exons. Bases 109 to 588 code for a protein of 159 amino acids.
CAAACCUUCAUUCAUCUCCUCCAGUCCCAGAACUAUUUUUUGGGUGCCAUCAUUUCGACCAUAAUAAUCUCUCACAGCUAACAGGGUUUGUGCUAUGUAGCAUCACUAAUGGUUUCUUGGGUCUACGAUUGUUUCCUAACCUUGGACCAGGAGGUAUCUUUGAUUCAUUGGCCACGGUGGAGCAAAGGAAGUAUUCUUUAUAUCAUGACGAGAUACAUGCCAGCCUUGAUACUCUCUGUACACUUAUCCAUGAACUAUCUCCCAAAUGAAAAAAUUGUGACUUGUGAAAUUCUACAGUCAAUGUGGUAUUGUACUGCUGCAUUGUGCGUGUCUGGUGCAGAAGGUAUCUUCAUCCUUCGUACCUAUGCAUUAUGGGGACAUAAGAGAUCCAUUCUGGGCCUUAUGUUGUCAACGGUACUGUGCCUGGCGAUCUUGAACGUGGUAAUAGCGCUCAAGGGUUGGAAACAUUCGAAAAUGCACGUAUCAGACAUAGGUGGCGGUUGUCGCUCACUAUCCCACAACACGAAGGCUGCAUAUAAUUGGUCACUUCUAGCAGCAUUCGAGCUUGGUGAGAUCACGAAGCCAUAAAUGGUGUCUGCUGCUCGAUAUCCUUGUACAACA